Messenger RNA from Lucilia sericata (common green bottle fly), 1098 nucleotides. RefSeq lists its product as uncharacterized. NCBI's taxonomy places the organism in Eukaryota, Metazoa, Arthropoda, Insecta, Diptera, Calliphoridae. The record is from RefSeq and is a predicted model, not a curated record. The coding region runs from base 115 to 1098 and encodes 327 amino acids. The transcript is spliced from 4 exons.
GAAUGAUAAUUAAAGUAAAACGCAAAAAUCAAAAAUCUAAAAUUAUUAUAUUUAUUAGCAUUUAUUAAAAGAAAGUUAAUUUAUUAGUAAUCAAUCAAUUAUAAUUUAUUUAAAAUGGAAUUACGCAGUAGUUCUCGAAGACGAAAUGAAUACAAAGAAUUACAAAUAACCUUAAAUGGUAUGGGUUUCUAUGAAGAGGGCAUGGAGUUGCAAGAAAUGCGCCAGAUACUGGAUGCCUUGCAAAUGUCUGUAACAGAGGGAGAAACAAAUUUUCUUGAUUGUGAUAUGGAACAGGCCAUAAGAGAAAGUGAAUUGGAUUUUUUACCCACUCAAGAUGGCCGAGUUCUUAAUUCCACAAUGAUGAGUAUUCAUCCAAAUAUAUCGCCCUGUAGUAGUCCAGAAAUACCCUCGGAAAGAAUUUUAGUACAUGCUGAGGUUCAUCAUGCUAUGGAUUGGAGUCCUCCUAAUGAACGUUUGCCGCGCAAACGUUUUGCUACGCCAAAUAAAGUUUUAAAUAAUGAAAAUCUACCACCAGAAUUAGAACUUAUUAAUGAGUUAUUAGAACCAGAUGCUAAACGUUGCCACAAUACGCAUAAUCCCAUGGAAAAUAAUAAAAAUCAACAGCAGGAAGCUAAUAUUUCGAUUAAUGCCAAUCAUACUGCAGUUGAUUUUAACAAUAAUUUGGAAAAUAGUUUACAAGAGUCUAAUAGCAGUUUACAUGAAAUACGCGGUCCAAUUUCAGUGCGUAGAAUUCAUGAUUCCGGUUUUAACAUGAGCAGCGAAAUGCAACAUUCUUCAUUUGAUAAUACCAACAGCAGCGCUAAUAAUCAUUCGUCUUCUUUAGAUUUGAAUAAUCUAGAAAAUUCUGUUCCUGAACCAAAUAAUAUUUCUCACGAUAUACGUGGUCCUAUCUCUGUACGUAGAAUUCACGAUUCUGGUGUUAAUAUAAGCAGUGAUAUGCCAAAUACUUCAUUCAAUAAUUUAAAUGUAUUUUCGAAUUCUACUCAUUCUUUUGAAAAUUCUGAACAAAUCUCAACCAGCGGUGCUGUUAAUCCAUAUGAUUUUGAUGAUGAUGAUGAUUCCGAACCCUCAAAUUAA